Molecule: messenger RNA, 1174 nt
Organism: Telopea speciosissima
Lineage: Eukaryota; Viridiplantae; Streptophyta; Magnoliopsida; Proteales; Proteaceae
Product: RNA pseudouridine synthase 3, mitochondrial
Exons: 9
Coding region: 8-1174 (388 amino acids)
Biological process (GO): pseudouridine synthesis
Molecular function (GO): RNA binding; pseudouridine synthase activity
Source: RefSeq, a predicted model, not a curated record
GAAAGUGAUGCGCAGGAAGCUACUCCAUGGGGGUAUACUGCACAUGGUUAGGCACUACUCUAGAGUAUCGCCACCCCCUCCUGCACAUGCGGCCCCCGUCAUUCGAGUGCACAAUAACAUAGCCCAGCUAGGCUGCCCAAAAGGGGGCCCAAAGCCUCGGCAGCUACUUUCACUUCCUGCUUUCCCUGGCCUCCCCCUCCCUGGGAAGAGGUCAGUCAGUGUCCCUGGGAAAUCUCCGCAUGUCACUGCCAUCAGCUGGGUCAAGUACUACUUUGAUGACAUCCCUGGCUUCAUGCUUCAGUCCCAUUUCAACAAGGGCCUGGUUCAGAUAGAAUGCCAUAAUAUGGAUGACUCAUCCUUGGACAAGCAAGGUCAAAUGCAAUCCUUGAGAAAGAUCGGUCCUAGUGAGGUUAUGGAGGCUGGUAUGAGAAUUUAUAUACCUGUUUCAGUUGCUGAGGCUAAAAUUUCAAAGAGAUUUGACACCAUACCCAGUGGAACUCUUUAUCCAAAUGCUGAUGAGAUCGAGUACUUGCAAAGGCUAGUGAUAUACAAGGAUCCAGCUAUAAUUGUACUAAAUAAGCCCCCUAAAUUGCCAGUCAAGGGAAAUAUGCCAGUUCAUAAUAGCAUGGAUGCAUUAGCAGCUGCGGCAUUAUCUUUUGGUUAUGAGGAGGGUCCCAAGUUGGUUCAUCGCCUUGACAGAGAGAGCAGUGGUCUUCUUCUAAUGGGUAGGACAAAAGAAAGCAACGAUCGACUACAUUGGUUGUUCAGCGACACGAGUAAAGCAAAAUCUUCAUAUAAGCCUUGGAAUGAUGCUUGUCAAGCAACAGUGCAGAGGUACUGGGCAUUGGUCAUAGGGUCUCCGAAAGAAAAAGAAGGUGUUAUUCAUGCCCCUCUUUCAAAGGUUCUUCUUAAUGAUGGGAAAACAGAAAGGGUCAUCCUGGCCCAUCUCUCCGGUGUAGAAGCUUCUCAAGAGGCUAUAACUGAAUAUCGGGUAUUGGGCCCUACGAUAAAUGGAUGCACAUGGAUUGAGCUGUGUCCACUUACUGGCCGGAAACAUCAGGUACAUGUAGUAUCUAGUUUGAGAAAUACCAUUGGUGAUGGGACCAAUCCUCACCUUGACCAUACUUUGACCUACCAUUAUUCAGAAUCAGGGCAAUCUGGGGUUUUGUCUUAG